AUGGAAGGUUGGCCCGGUCCACUUUACCGCUACCGUGUUGUGACAGACUCUCCUAGACCGGAAAGCUAUCGUGAGGAUAUUGAAAGCGCCGCCCAUUUGCGUGAAGGUGUGUUGCCUGCUGGACGAGUUUUUCAGGAAUCCGAAGCAGACAAACAGAAGCUGUGGGGUGAUAUUGCCGCUGCUGCCGAAAGUGGACGAGAUUUCUCAAGCCGCUGGUUUGGGCUUACAGGACCAUUAGCCGGAAAACUUGAGUCAACUAGAACCAGUUCAAUUGUACCUGUAGACUUGAAUGCCAUCAUCUGCGGAAAUCUCCAACUGAUGGGCGACCUCUACGAUGCCAUCGGUGAUAUCGAUGGCUCCAAAUGGUGCGCUCAGUCAGCAGAUUUGAUGAAACAGACGAUCCAUCAGGUAGCUGAAGCUCAUACUAAGAAUCUGCUAAAACGUGUCUUAUUCAGGUCCUCUGGAAUGAUAGCGUUGGUUGCUGGUUUGAUUUUGACAUUGAGAACGACAAACAUCUCCACAUGUUCAAUGACACCAAUUUCUUCCCAAUGUAUACCAAAGCCACCCAUGCUAGUAAGUAAUAGCCGUCCUAGAAAAUCUCUUCCAAGCCGAAAUCCUGAUUUUUCAGCCUUCGAUUCUGAAUGUAUUGUGAACUACCUAAGGGCAACCGGUGUUCUUGAUUUCCCCGGCGGUGUGCCAAGUUCUUUGGUCGCAAGUGGACAACAAUGGGACUUUCCGAACGCUUGGGCGCCCACAAUGUGGAUUCUGAUUGAAGGGUUGAGAAUGAACGGCCAAAAGGAAAUUGCACUAGAAAUCGCUGAGAAGUGGGUGAGGAAAAACUUCAACAUGUGGAGAGCCAGCGGUGGAAAGAUUUAUGAGAAGUACAACGUGGUCUCCGCCUGUUAUAAGAUCAUUGGUGGAGGCGGCGAAUACGAGAUGCAAGAAGGAUUCGGCUGGACAAAUGGAGUUUUGCUGGACUUGCUGGUCACCUAUGGCAAUCAAUUGGUUUGGUCACCAGCUGAUGAAUGUCAAUGCUGUGUACUUGAUUGCAUCUGCCUUGUCUAA
Strongylus vulgaris is the source of this 1065-nucleotide messenger RNA. The record is from the annotation of a GenBank genome assembly. NCBI's taxonomy places the organism in Eukaryota, Metazoa, Nematoda, Chromadorea, Rhabditida, Strongylidae.